Messenger RNA from Chaetomium fimeti, 427 nucleotides. RefSeq lists its product as uncharacterized. The coding region runs from base 82 to 309 and encodes 75 amino acids. The transcript has a single exon. Lineage: Eukaryota; Fungi; Ascomycota; Sordariomycetes; Sordariales; Chaetomiaceae. The record is from RefSeq and is a predicted model, not a curated record.
GCAUGCUUUCUUUUGUUACGGAGAGUUGGCCAUCGUUUUCCGCAAUGCAACAGACAUGGCAAGCAAACAUGGCGGAGGCGCAUGAGGGGUUGGAGAGGAGCUACCCGCAUUUUUGUCUCCUGGAUUGUCGCCACUUGCAGCAGCCGCAACAGCGCGUUUUGGUUUUUCCUCUGUCGCCUAAACGAAAUGUAUAAUACAAGAGAGGACGGGUAUGAUAUGAGAGGUGGGGGGAGGGGAAACGAAAACAUGCCGUGGGGAGUUGCAUGGGAUGGAAACGAUGGUAUUUUCGGAGUCUUGCGGGGGGCGUGAGGAAACGGAAGGGAGGGGAGGGAGGUGUAUUUGGUAAUUCUUAUUUUUGGAGGGGUUAGGUAGGCAUUAGGAUAGGACAGGCGAGUACGCCGCGAAUAUACGCACACAUACAAACAUA